Molecule: messenger RNA, 667 nt
Organism: Vitis riparia (riverbank grape)
Lineage: Eukaryota; Viridiplantae; Streptophyta; Magnoliopsida; Vitales; Vitaceae
Product: splicing factor 3B subunit 6-like protein
Exons: 1
Coding region: 91-468 (125 amino acids)
Biological process (GO): mRNA splicing, via spliceosome
Cellular component (GO): U2 snRNP; catalytic step 2 spliceosome; precatalytic spliceosome
Molecular function (GO): RNA binding
Source: RefSeq, a predicted model, not a curated record
AGAGUGUUUGGUUAGAAAAAUUCUUUCUGAAGGGAAGAAUUUCUCCUCCUUGCAAGAUCUAGGGCAAAACCCAAACCGGAAACCACCGCCAUGGCGACCAUCUCUCUUCGAAAAGGCAACACGCGGCUGCCGCCGGAGGUGAACCGAGUACUCUACGUCCGCAACCUGCCAUUCAACAUCUCAAGUGAGGAGAUGUACGACAUCUUCGGAAAGUACGGUGCCAUCCGCCAGAUCCGAAUCGGCACCAACAAGGACACUCGCGGCACCGCGUUCGUUGUCUACGAGGACAUCUAUGACGCCAAGACCGCCGUCGAUCAUCUCUCUGGCUUCAACGUCGCCAAUCGGUACCUCAUCGUUCUCUACUAUCAGCAGGCCAAGAUGAGCAAGAAGUUCGAUCAGAAGAAGAAGGAGGACGAGCUCGCCAAGAUGCAGGAGAAGUACGGCGUCUCGCUUAACAAAGAUAAGUAGCCUGUGAGGAUUCUGAAUUUCAUGGAGCUUUGGAUUUGUCCACAAUUGGAACUUCUAUGCUGAAUUGUCAAUUAAAGCCAUUAUAUUUGUGGACAGGGAUGGAUUUAUGGAUUCGAUUACUUGUAUAUCGAAGUGCCUGAUAGUAUAGUGAAAUGUAGAAUGUUUUGGGUUUAUUGCUUGUUGGUUCAAUUUCUUUUUA